Messenger RNA from Ilex paraguariensis (yerba mate), 267 nucleotides. Lineage: Eukaryota; Viridiplantae; Streptophyta; Magnoliopsida; Aquifoliales; Aquifoliaceae. The record is from the annotation of a GenBank genome assembly.
AUGCUUGACGAUGUUUUCAAGUGGAUGAAUAAAAGUGAUAAGUUUGAGCAAAGCAAUUCUGGCUCCGCCCAGAGUAUCAAGUCAUUGAAAAAGCAAAUCAUACAAGGUGCUGUACUUGAUAAGGACGAUGAGGAGGAGCUCAAUGACAUGAAAGAGAAGGAUGAUAUAUUGUUGGAGAAACUCAAUGCUAUUGACAAGAAACUAGAAGAGAAGCUGGUAGAGUUGGAUCAUACAUUCGGGAAGAAUGGAAAGCUUCUUGAGGAGUAG